UCUCCACUCUCUCUCUCUCUCACACACACACACACACACAGAGAACAGCCCUCUCCCCUCUCUCUCUCUCUCUCUCUCACACACACACACACACAGAGAACAGCCCUCUCCACUCUCUCUCUCUCUCUCUCACACACACACACACACACACACAGGACAGCCCUCUCCUCUGACAGGGACACACCCUUUCCUGACACAGUCACACCCUCUCUCCUCACACACUGGCUCACACUCCCCCUCUGGCUAUCUCCCCUCCCCUGGCCCCAGCGCUGCCGGGAUCUCCGCGGGAGCGGCCACCCUGCAGCCCCCAGCCCGCCCGCGGAGCGCGGGGAGGCGGGCUCGCCGCCAGGGCCAGUGGCCCAGGGGGGAGAGGGCAGCGCGGGGCGGCCCCAGCUGUUCCCUCCGGCCGCACCUGCGAGCGCAGCAGCCCCCGGUCGGCGCCUGGCGGCAGCGGAGCAGAGCGGCUCCAGCGGCGGCCCCGGCCCGGAUGGCUGGGCCAGCGGAGAUGGAGCUCGGAGGGCAGCACCCCAGCGCCGCGGGGCUGCCCCGGACAAGCUGAGCCGCCGAGCCGCGGAACCCGCCUGCUGCCCCCGGAGUAGGCGGCAGGAUGUGGAACCAGAGCGGCUGGCCGAACUCCAGCGCGCCUGCCCCGGGCUACGAGAACGACACCUGGCCCGAGUACCCCGUGCACCUGUUCCCAGCCCCGGUGCUGACGGGCAUCACGGUCACCUGCGUCCUCCUCUUCGUCGUUGGGAUUCUAGGCAACCUCAUGACCAUGCUGGUGGUGUCCCGGUUCCGAGACAUGCGGACUACGACCAACCUCUACCUGUCCAGCAUGGCUUUCUCCGACCUGCUGAUCUUUCUCUGCAUGCCCCUGGAUCUCUUCCGGCUCUGGCAGUACCGACCCUGGAACUUCGGAGACCUCCUCUGCAAGCUCUUCCAGUUCGUCAGCGAAAGUUGCACUUACUCCACCAUCCUCAACAUCACAGCCCUGAGCGUGGAGAGGUACUUCGCCGUCUGUUUCCCCCUCAAAGCAAAAGUAGUGAUCACCAAAGGGAAAGUCAAGCUGGUCAUCCUGGUCCUCUGGGCUGUGUCCUUUGCAAGCGCGGGACCUAUUUUUGUCUUGGUUGGGGUUGAGCACGAGAAUGGAACGAACCCCUUGGACACCAACGAGUGCAGAGCUACGGAGUAUGCGAUCAAAUCAGGGCUGCUCACCAUCAUGGUCUGGACCUCCAGCGUCUUCUUUUUCCUGCCUGUGUUUUGCCUGACUGUGCUUUACAGCCUUAUUGGGAGGAAAAUCUGGAGGAGGAAGAGAAAGAACAUAGGACCAAAUACCUCUGUCAGGGACAAGAACAACAAACAAACUGUGAAAAUGUUAGCUGUGGUGGUGUUUGCUUUCAUACUCUGCUGGUUGCCUUUUCAUGUAGGACGAUAUUUGUUUUCCAAAUCCUUUGAAGCCGGAUCCUUGGAGAUAGCUGUGAUCAGCCAGUACUGCAACUUGGUAUCCUUUGUCCUCUUCUACCUUAGUGCUGCCAUCAACCCUAUCCUGUACAACAUUAUGUCUAAGAAGUAUCGAGUUGCUGCUUGCAGGUUGUUUGGACUCAAAGUUCUCCCAAAGAACAGAUUCUCUGUUACAAAGCAGGAACAUUCUCGUGCUUGGUCAGAAUCUAGUGUGAUUACAUGACAACCUAUAUCAAGUGCUAAAGCAUCACUUACGAAUAUUAUACAGAAAGCCAUAAUGAAAGAGAAAGAUAUUCAAAGCAAAAUGUAAAGCAGUAUUUCUGUUCAUCACUGGGGCUUGAUGAAAGAUAUGAUGUAGCCAGUUAAAGGUAAGACAAAUGAGUUGAGCACUGAGCAGAUGACAGGUGAUCCAUGCUGACAGAACUCAGCAAUGCUCUAGUGUUAUUUUCCUGCAGCUUUUGGUGCCUAUGAUUUUAUAUGAAGACACUGGCAAGGGAGCUGGGCUUUACCAUUAAAAAGCAGGAGGCAACCCUGUCCACCUUACUUAUGUGACUUCAUUGGGAGCUAAGGUGAGCAGGAUUUGUCCCAUGAUAACCUUAACACGUCAAUGGAAUCAGGAUAGCAAUCCGAUCAACUUCAUUGAAAGUUUUGCCUAAGUAAAGAUGAGUCCCUAGAAGAAGUUUAAUUCAGCUGCCUUUUGCAAGUAAACAUUGAAUUUGUUGUGCUAUGCCAUAAUCAUGGUCAAAAGCUUUCAAGGGGAAAUGAUUUAUGAAAGAGAAAGAAAUAAAAGUGGAAAAGUUUCAAACAUGCUAAAAAUCAAUGGCCUUCAGAUCAUGUCAGAACAGAAGGGAAAUAAAAACAAUACCUUAGGCAGAACUGCCUUACAAAGCUAUUAGAGCAGUACUGAAUUUUUUUUUUUAAUGUAUCAGUAUGGCAAGGACAGUAUUAGCUUCAGAAUCACAACGAUGUAGUAAGGAAAACUACUGAAUGCAAUCCCCACCAAAGUGAUCUUUUAAAGAAGAAAUAUUCCUUAGCAUGAUAUUUUUUCCCACUAAAAACUUUAAAUCACAAAUCUCAUCAAAAUGCGACUGAAAAGAUAGCUAUAUCAUCCACACAGUUUCUUUGGCUUGAUUGUAAGUAUCUUGAUGUCUUUGAACUUGCAAGCUUUAUUGUUUUAAUAUUGUAACAAAUCUGUGACUAGCUAGGAACUGUCCACUUGUCAUUGUGCUGAACACCAUGGCUACUCAGAACUUGGUUACAGGGAGGGUAAUUAACCAUUGGAAUGAACAAUUUACUAAGGUCAUGGUGGACUCUCCGUCACUGACAAUAUUUAAAUCAAGAUUGGAUGUUUUUCUUAAAAAUAAGUUCUAGGAUUUAUUUUGGGGCAGUUCUAUAGCCUGCUAUACACAGGAGGCAAGACCAGAUAAUCGCAAUGAUCCCUUCUGUGAAUCUAUGAAACUCCUGUCCCAAAAGCACAGCUCCCUUUCAUCUAAAGAAUAUCAGUUUGCUGUUACCAGUAUAGUGCCUAUGAUGCACUGCUGAGCAGUUCUGAUUCCAUCCAGCAGAGAGCAGUGACACACUUUAAAACACACACAGGGUUGCUGAUCUUCAAAACCCUUGAAUUCCAUGAUUUUUGUAACUCAGGUCUCUUUUUCCAGUACUGUCCAUCUUUUAUGCUGUAUGGAUGUCCUGUACUGCCUCUAUUGUUAUGUAGGCUUAUACAGUCUUAUAGCAUGCAUGUGGAAUAGCAGAUUUAUACUUAUUUUGUUUCUUGUAUUUGUUACUGAUUGGCCCAUAGCUUGCUCCCCUUAAUAAAUUAUCCGUCUUGUCCAAAAUUCCUUUAAGGAUAAUGGGCCAUAUUCUACUCUUUUACACCUCCAGUUAAUGGAACGGCUCGGGUGUAACUAAGAUCAGAAUUUGGCCUAUUCUGUAUCUGCUGUAUGUUUUGCAUAUAGAUUGUUUUGUUUGGGCUGUGCUAUCUGAAAAGCAUUAAAGUUAAGACUGCUUCUUUUGGGAUGUGACACCUGAGUCCAUUUUGUGGCCUGUUCCUGCACUUGCUGAAGCCAGUGAGCAUCUGUAAUGUGAAGUAAUUGGGUGCAAACGUAUAGGUGAAGAGACAAAAGCAGCUGGGUUUAUAACCAUCCAAGAUGCAAAGGGUUAACAAAUUAAAAACUCAAGGGUGAGGCAAGCCCCUGACUGUCUGACACCAGUUCAUGUUCUGCUAGUAUGAGACAGAAGCAGGUAACUGACAGACUAGACUAUAGAAUUGUCUCUGAGCUGGUAUCUAGCGGCAUCUCUGCUUUGUUGAUUUUUUUCAUUUUUCUGUUGAGACACAAACAGGGUUCUGGUUAGACGCAUCAUACAACUCAGGGAAACGAGAAACUUGGGGAUCUUGAAAAGACUGUAAAGAUAUUAUUAGCUUACAAACUGUGUUACUCUGUAUACAAAUGGAACAUAACCAUAAACAUUUCUAAAUUUAACUGUGUUUGAUAGUAUUAUGUGUGGACAGAAAAUGUAAUAAAUUUAUGAGAAACUUUCCAAUACUACUGUUUACACUAUUUGGGGAGGGAUGGGAAUUAGAAACAUUUCUAAUGUGUUGCUUUUAUUCCCAAGGUAAAAUAUAACUAUUGCUCAGAUUCAUUACUUAGCAUAAAUAACUUCUUGUAAGUAAAGUUUGAGCCUGAGUCUCAUUACACUAAAACCACUUUACAUUGCCAAAUGUGAUAAAGUGGCCUCAGUGGAAAUAAGAAUAAGGCCUGGCCUACACAUAAUUUUUAUCCCAGUAUAACUAUUUCAGUUAGCAAAAAGAAAAGGAGUACUUGUGGCACCUUAGAGACUAACCAAUUUAU
Caretta caretta (loggerhead turtle) is the source of this 4310-nucleotide messenger RNA. RefSeq names its product growth hormone secretagogue receptor (gene GHSR). Gene Ontology annotation, cellular component: plasma membrane. Gene Ontology annotation, biological process: G protein-coupled receptor signaling pathway; hormone-mediated signaling pathway. NCBI's taxonomy places the organism in Eukaryota, Metazoa, Chordata, Testudines, Cheloniidae. The record is from RefSeq and is a predicted model, not a curated record. Gene Ontology annotation, molecular function: growth hormone secretagogue receptor activity.